This is a messenger RNA of Mercurialis annua (annual mercury), 921 nucleotides long. RefSeq lists its product as uncharacterized. The coding region runs from base 140 to 844 and encodes 234 amino acids. NCBI's taxonomy places the organism in Eukaryota, Viridiplantae, Streptophyta, Magnoliopsida, Malpighiales, Euphorbiaceae. The record is from RefSeq and is a predicted model, not a curated record. The transcript is spliced from 2 exons.
AGCAUUGAACAGCGUCAUAAUGAGUUUUCAAAAAGAAAAAGAGUCACAAUUAUACUGAAACACAAAAACAAAACCCUAUCAUACAUAUUUAAAGGUAGAUUGUGAUUCUCUAAUUACAGUACGUAGUGAUCAACUCAAUAUGGCGACGGAGAAAACAGCAAUGGCGACCAAGGAGGCGAAGAAGACGACAAAGAUUGAGAAACUAUUCUGUGUUGAGAGAGUUCUCUUGACUUUAUUUGCAGAGCGAUUUCUGUAUAUGUUAUAUGCUAUUGAACCUUCUUCGACUGUGUUUGAUAAACAUUAUGUUUUUGCUAAUUUUCUUUAUUUUAGUCUUUAUAUUCUCGUCAUCUUUGUUCUCGCCACCAACGCCACCAUUCUUAUAUCCAUGCUCUUUAACAACCGUUCUGCGGACGCGGAACCUGAAAGAAAAUUAGAGAACAGAGAAGUAUUUUUAUUGAUUUUGAUGGAACGAUUGAUUAUCAUAAAAUUAUUUAUAGAAUUCUUUCGUGGAGGACAAGGAAACGAAGAGGCUAUAGCAGUUUCUACUUUGAUGGCUAUUCUUUUUUCUGUGUCCACUAUAGCAUAUACGUACCAUUACUACCGAAUCUACUCUAAGAUCUAUUUUCAAGUCGAGGAAAAAGAGACGUUAGUAGCCGAGCAACAGGAGAAAAUUGACGGUGACGGAGACGACGACGACGAUGAUGAUGAUGAGUAUUGUUGGAUUGGGAGCAAACAAGAGAAAGAAGCUGCGGAUAAAGUGAAGAUGAUGAAGAAGAAGCAUGAAGAAGAAUGGAAGAAGAGGGUAUUAAUGUUCCAUGAUUUAAUAGGGUUUUUUAUGGAUUAAUAAAUAAUGCACAUUAUGCACUAGAAUAGUUUCAUUUUUCUUCUAUUGAUGAUUAGUUUUUUUAUGGGAUUAUAUCA